CCGCCUUUUUGUUCUCUUCCACCUCUGUUAUCACGACCUCGACGAUCCAGCCACGCUCUUCAUACUUCUCCCCGACUACAAGCAAACCCGAGACUUGUCAUCUAGUCGAUACAUACCACCGCUUAUCCUGGUCGAAUAGCUAGCGUACUCGCCAUCUACUCAAGUACUAGCGCUCAACACAGCAAGAUCCACCCGACGAGCACCUUCUUCGUAUAUAACCAACGAAUAGCGCCCUUUUAAGUACACAGGACAUAACCCUCAUUCAUCCACCCAUGGCGCCUCAAGGCAGUCCACCUCCAUAUGCCUUUGUGCAGAGGAUGUACAGGUCGAACCUGAGACCUGUAGUUCUUGUUUGUACACUCGCGAGCGCAGUUUGGACCCUUGUAUGGGCUGUUGGACUGUUCAAGGAGAUCAGUACGGAUAAAUCAAAUGGAAACACGAGACUUUCUGACUUCGCGAUUGCGCUGGGUGUGAUGUAUAUUGUGACCACGUUAUUCGAGUCGGUUGGUGUGGUCGGAUCGGCCCUCCAACGCGCCCCAGUUGUUAGACUGUACACCUGGCUGUCAAUCGGGAGUGGCUUGCUCGUCUUCGCAGCCGGACUUGUCCGGGUUAUUGUACAUUUCAUGCUCAAGGACGAGCUGAUCACUGAAUGUACGACUCUUGCCACGAACGGGAGCGUUGACUUCCGCUGGGGAAUCUGGGGCUCUGAGACGACGGAGCAACUUAGCCCGAGUCAGGCAUCCACUUGGUGCAACAAGGCAUGGAGCCACGAUUCGUGGUCCGAGAUCAUUUCGCUCUUAAUCGAAAUCGUUCUCAUGGCGUCCCUCUCCUUCCUCGCGUUCGGCUACUAUUCCCAACUCGUCGACCCCACCUCUCCCGUCAACAACCCCCGCCGCCCGCAACCCAACGCCUUCAACCCCUCCGUUAACCCCUAUUCCGGUAACACACCUUACAACGGAGGCUACUACGGCUACAACUCUUCCGCCAACCUCAACGCGAACGCCGGCGCUCCCGGUGGGUACAACCCCCCGUACCUCGGAUAUAGCGAUCCCUCGCAGAACAGGAGAGGGAGUAUGGAAGGUUUCGUUCCGCCCGCUGGUCCACCGCCAGGAUGGAAGGGUUCCGACUCUGAUGCCGAAUUGAUGGCACCGGGUAAGGAUGUGGAUGUGGACAAGGUACCGGCGUACGAGGCGGGCGGGUAUGGGAUCGGAGUGGGCGAGAGAGACGCGAAGAUGUUUAGGGGUGAUAGUGCGAGUGAGAGGACUGUAGUGGCGCAUGGUGGGGAUGGGGACGGGAAGGAUUUGGCCGAUGAAAAUCCAUUCGAUGAUUUUGAGAGUGGGAGGCAGGAGAGGGCGUUGAGGGAGCAUGAGACGGGGAGGUCGCAGGGCCAGGGGAGGUUUUGAGGUCUGGAGGUUCGGUGUAUUGAGAUGGACUUUUCUUCUUCUUGAUUUUUAUGCUCUCUUUGCUCUGAUUGAUUGCAGAUGCGGAUGGACAGACGCGCUUUUGUCUUGGGUUUCGCUGGUUCGUUCCGUUUGUGAUGAAUUGUUGUACCUCUGCAUGUAUACUUUCUGCCCGUGUCUCGCUAUGUGGUUUCUUGCUGGGCGGAAAUAUAAUAUAGCACACACCCUCC
This is a messenger RNA of Stereum hirsutum FP-91666 SS1, 1630 nucleotides long. RefSeq lists its product as uncharacterized. Lineage: Eukaryota; Fungi; Basidiomycota; Agaricomycetes; Russulales; Stereaceae. The coding region runs from base 273 to 1403 and encodes 376 amino acids. The transcript has 10 exons. The record is from RefSeq and is a predicted model, not a curated record.